This is a messenger RNA of Chrysoperla carnea, 414 nucleotides long. RefSeq names its product nischarin-like. NCBI's taxonomy places the organism in Eukaryota, Metazoa, Arthropoda, Insecta, Neuroptera, Chrysopidae. The record is from RefSeq and is a predicted model, not a curated record. Bases 1 to 414 code for a protein of 137 amino acids. The transcript is spliced from 4 exons.
AUGAGCACAGAAUGUGAUGCCACAAUCGAUUUAAACUGUCUAACAACAUAUGGUUCUAUAAUACGUCAAAAACGUGAGGCUCCUGCAGAAGCUGCAGCUGUUGCUGCCCCAGCAGCCGCAGAAGCAGCUAAAGCGGCUCCAGCUGUAGAAGCUGCUAAAGCAGCUCCCGGCACUCCGCCUCCAGCACCAGGAGCAAAUCCUAUAUCGGGACCCAUGAAUUCAGCAGCGGCCCAAAUGACAGCUGCAGUUCAACCAUUUAUGGCUCAUAUGGAUAAAUUAGGAACUGAAGGAGCAGAAUUACAAGUCCCAAUGGCUCAUGUGGAUAAACUUGCAACUGAAUUUACAAGUUUGCUGGGAGAUGGAAUUGGAUUUGUCGUAGAUUUGUUUAAUCCAGCAGCAUAUUUCGGUUUCUAA